This is a messenger RNA of Mandrillus leucophaeus (drill), 3626 nucleotides long. It is a transcript of the gene ZNF384, whose product is annotated as zinc finger protein 384. The record is from RefSeq and is a predicted model, not a curated record. Bases 838 to 2391 code for a protein of 517 amino acids. Gene Ontology annotation, biological process: regulation of transcription by RNA polymerase II. Gene Ontology annotation, cellular component: nucleus. Gene Ontology annotation, molecular function: RNA polymerase II cis-regulatory region sequence-specific DNA binding; DNA-binding transcription factor activity, RNA polymerase II-specific. Lineage: Eukaryota; Metazoa; Chordata; Mammalia; Primates; Cercopithecidae. The transcript is spliced from 9 exons.
UGUGUGUGGUGUCCGUCCCGGAACCGGAAGUGGUUGUGGAGGAGCGGGCGAUGGGGAGGAAUGGGGGGGUUUAGGGGGCGGGUGCCUGUCUGGUGGGUGGCAGAGUUCAGCUCCCUGGAGGGGAAGGAGGGACGUCCCAAGGAAGGGUCUUUGAGAAAGGGGUAGGGGACGACAUCAGGAGAAGGCUCCCAGGAACUGUCUCAGGGGAGCGAAGGUUUUUGGGGGACAGCUGGGGUCUCCAGUAGAUAGACCACGGUGCAGGCUGUGGGAGGUACUUCUUGGCACAAGGCCUUGGGUAGGCAGGGGGCGAAGUCCUCGAAGAAGUGGGGGGAAGGCUAGAGGAAGUGACUGGGCCUGAACUGGCACUGUGCCUGACACAAGGGCUUGUGCAUCCCCCAGCCCUCAGCUUUGCCUUCUGAAGCCACUCCUCUGGGGCAGAGACCCUCCUCCUCCUCCAUCUCUUCUGUUCUCUGACCCCUGGUUACCUGUGGCCUGGGAACGAACGAGGACCAGUCUCUGAGCCUAGGAGUGGAAUCCACACGCUGGUGAUAAGAGUUCGUCUUAGUUUCUGGGAAUUGGAUUUAUUUCUCUCGUAUCCACAUAGAGGGUUGCACUACACUCCUGUUAUUAUAUCCACCCAUCUUUGGAUUGCUGGUUGGGGGGUCUGCCUGCCUUCCAGACUGACUGCUGACAAAUAAUUCCUGAGGUUCUCCACAGUUCUGUGUUGGCUGCACCCUGCCUGGCCCCUGUAACCUAGGCAAUUUGUUUACAGAAAGUUCAGGAGCCCUGGAAAGGAGAAGGAAUAAGACGGCAGGAGGAAGAGAGAGAGAGGGUAGAAUGGAAGAAUCUCACUUCAAUUCUAACCCAUACUUCUGGCCUUCUAUCCCCACAGUCUCAGGUCAGAUUGAGAACACAAUGUUCAUCAACAAGAUGAAGGAUCAGCUGUUGCCAGAGAAGGGCUGUGGUCUGGCUCCACCUCACUACCCCACCUUGCUGACAGUGCCUGCCUCAGUGUCCCUGCCCUCGGGCAUCAGUAUGGACACAGAGUCCAAGUCAGACCAGCUGACCCCACACAGCCAAGCAUCCGUUACCCAGAAUAUCACGGUGGUCCCUGUGCCGUCUACAGGACUGAUGACUGCUGGAGUCUCCUGUUCUCAGAGGUGGAGAAGAGAAGGGAGUCAAUCAAGGGGUCCGGGUUUGGUAAUCACGUCCCCCUCAGGCUCUCUUGUGACCACAGCAUCAUCAGCUCAGACCUUCCCCAUUUCGGCUCCCAUGAUUGUCUCAGCUCUUCCCCCUGGCUCACAAGCCCUGCAGGUUGUCCCUGACCUCUCCAAGAAGGUAGCAUCGACCCUAACCGAGGAAGGAGGUGGAGGUGGUGGUGGAGGUGGCAGUGUGGCUCCUAAGCCGCCCCGGGGCCGGAAGAAGAAGCGGAUGCUGGAAUCAGGGCUGCCUGAGAUGAAUGACCCUUAUGUCCUCUCCCCUGAGGAUGAUGAUGACCAUCAGAAAGACGGCAAGACCUACAGGUGCCGGAUGUGCUCACUGACAUUCUACUCCAAGUCGGAGAUGCAGAUCCACUCCAAGUCACACACCGAGACCAAGCCCCACAAGUGCCCACAUUGCUCCAAGACCUUCGCCAACAGCUCCUACCUGGCCCAGCACAUCCGUAUACACUCAGGGGCUAAGCCCUACAGUUGUAACUUCUGUGAGAAAUCCUUCCGCCAGCUCUCCCACCUUCAGCAGCACACCCGAAUCCACACUGGUGAUAGACCAUACAAAUGUGCACACCCAGGCUGUGAGAAAGCCUUCACACAACUCUCCAAUCUGCAGUCCCACAGACGGCAACACAACAAAGAUAAACCCUUCAAGUGCCACAACUGUCAUCGGGCGUACACGGAUGCAGCCUCACUAGAGGUGCACCUGUCUACGCACACAGUGAAGCAUGCCAAGGUGUACACCUGCACUAUCUGCAGUCGGGCAUACACAUCAGAAACAUACCUUAUGAAACAUAUGCGCAAACACAACCCUCCUGAUCUUCAGCAACAAGUGCAGGCAGCAGCGGCGGCGGCAGCAGUGGCCCAGGCCCAGGCGCAGGCCCAGGCUCAAGCUCAAGCGCAAGCCCAGGCUCAGGCUCAGGCUCAGGCUCAGGCCCAGGCCCAGGCCCAGGCCUCCCAGGCAUCACAGCAGCAGCAGCAGCAGCAGCAACAGCCACCACCACACUUCCAGUCUCCUGGGGCAGCCCCCCAGGGUGGGGGUGGUGGGGACAGCAACCCCAAUCCUCCACCCCAGUGUUCCUUUGACCUGACCCCCUAUAAGACGGCGGAGCAUCAUAAGGACAUCUGCCUCACUGUCACCACCAGCACCAUCCAGGUGGAGCACCUGGCCAGCUCUUAGAGAUCCGUGCUGCCACCCACUGGGAAGAGGAAGAAGUAGUCCUGGUUUCUUCUUUCUCCAACUCCUCUUGGUGGGAAAAGUCCUCUUCUUCACAGGCCUUGGCUCCAUCUCCCUGGGCCUCAGGCACAGCUUUCCUUCACAGGAUACCAUCCUUUUUCUGAACUCUUCAAAAGGAACAUCAGCCCUCCUGAUUGCAAAGGAAUACUGAGCUGAUGGUGUCAUCCAGCAGCCUCCCCUCCCAAGCAAAGCUUUUAAAAUUGGGGGUUGGUGCUCAAGGGAAGGAUUUGCUAUGACCUCAUAGAAACUUGUCCAGUGUGGUCACUUACCCUAUCCUUACCCUCCUUAUCCUCAAAGUUUGGGUUGAUAGAAGACUAGAGGCUGGCCCUCCCAGAUAACAGAGAAAAGGGAGCCCCAAAUGCAACCAGCCUCUUGUUCUAUUCUUGCCUGCAAAAGAACAGAGGUUUCUCAGUUGCCUCAGUCCCUGAGAGCCAUUUCUUCCCCUGCAUCGUCUCACUUCACUUCCUGUUGACUGCUGGUAGAAGAUUUGGGGUAGGGGACAGACCUCCUUUUAUUUGAAGGGGGCAAGGGCUGAGAUGUGGUCCCCAAGGGGCCAGAAAUUCCCAAGUUGGUCACAGGUGGCUUAGAAGUGUGGGUUAUGGUUUUAGGGAUUUCCUUGGAGCCUCUCUCCUUCUCUGCCUACACAGACCCUAUGCUCUCAGUCUCCCCAACCCACCCCCCAAGGAGCUGUGGGAGGCUUUGUGUUAUCUGUGAAACUCCAAAACAGGGGUGUUGCGGAGAAGGGAGAGUUCAAGGCAAACACAAGGACUGGACUUAGCUCCCUAGGUGCCACGGUCAGAUGCCGGACACGGAUUUAUAUAUAAAUAUAUAUAUAUAAAUAUAUUAUACCCACUCAUCACGGCCAUCUUUGUUGUAACCAUUUCUGUGUUUAUAAAUGCAUUAUCUCUGAGAAUUUUCAUAUUUGAUGUUUUGUUUAUUUUUGUCCUUUUUUUCCCUCCACCCCUGUCCUCCAGCCACAGCAUUUUUUUUUUUGUCUUUUUUUUUUUUUUUUUUUAAUCAUGGCAGAUUUCAGAGAAAAGGAAAUUUAAAAAAAAAAUCAGGAAACCAGUUGUUAUAAAGCAAUCUAAAAAUGAAGAAAAAAAAAAAAGAAAAAACCUUAUGUACAAACCAAGGGGUGUUUUUAGAACAUUGUAUAGAAAUAAAUUCAUGUAAAAGGA